ACCUCAAAUGUAGUCGUCCUGAUCAGCCACCAUCUUUCCAGGUUUUCCUCUCGUCUCUUAACAGUGAAUUACAAUGGCGUGGGGCGAAUAUCCAGCAGGCUAUAAUCCAAAAGUCCAUGGACCUUAUGAUCCAGCCCGCUUCUAUGGAAAAGCUGACACUGCCCUAGCCAAUGUGAAAUUGGGAGAGCUUGGUGCGUGGCUUGGACGUAGAAACCUGAGUUUGGGAGGUAUUGCAGGAGGCUUCAGCCGUGGUUUUUGGCGCUGGCAACACAAGUACCUCCAGCCCAAGAAGGUUGGAAUUGCCCCAUUUGUGCAAUUAACUGUUGGUUCCAUGAUUUUCUUCUAUGCCCUCAACUACGGAAAAAUGAAGCACCACCGUAAUGUUAAAUACCACUGGUAAAAGUUGGUCAUGCAAGCAGUCUGACAACUCCAUAUUGUAUAGCCAUUCAAUAGCUUAUAAAAAACAAUACAUACAACAAAACAGUUCUUUGUUAUUUUAUUUUUUUUUUUGUUGUUGAUGUUCAGCAUUACAUCUAUGAUGGUAUCCAAAUCAAUUCCUACAAAGUCUGAAAAAAAAAAUAAAGGUGAUCAAAAAUGAUAGGUGAAACAUGAAAGAAGAAAAGUCUGAAAAAAUUGAUGUAAGCUAAGGAUUAACAAUGGCAAACGCAAUCGAAAGUCUCGAGUCGGCACUAAAGUUAGAGAUAGAAAGCCCUGGAACGUAAUUUCAAUUCAGCGUUGUGCGCGCACCUCGACAAGUUUUAGGGGGGGGGGGAUUAAUUCACCUUUAACAACUCGCAAAUUGUACAAGAAG
Molecule: messenger RNA, 811 nt
Organism: Daphnia carinata
Lineage: Eukaryota; Metazoa; Arthropoda; Branchiopoda; Diplostraca; Daphniidae
Gene: ATPsynF
Product: putative ATP synthase subunit f, mitochondrial
Exons: 4
Coding region: 74-400 (108 amino acids)
Biological process (GO): proton motive force-driven mitochondrial ATP synthesis
Molecular function (GO): proton-transporting ATP synthase activity, rotational mechanism
Source: RefSeq, a predicted model, not a curated record